AUGGAGGGCUCGAAGGAUCUGGAGAGCAACCUCCUGACACAGCCCUGGGCUUCUGUCUGGUUUGGCGAGUCUGCUUUUCUUGCCAAGGUGUACUUCAGCGAUACUGGCUACAUCCUGCUGAUCUCUGACCUCAGCGGCGUUUGGUACGAGUGUGCAGACGCUGAGGCCGUGGGGCAAAGGUCCAAGGAGCUGAACAAGAGGCUGACAGUCCAUGUGUCCUCCUUCCUGCAUCACUUGAGCAACCUGAUGUGCCCCCUGCUGGCUGGGCAGCCAGAUGCCACAACCUCUUUCUCCUGCCACUGCACUGCUGGUGGCCUCAGCCUGUCCGUGAAGAGUGAGCUCUCAGGACUGCCUUUCUACUGGGAUUUCCGCUGCUGCCCUGCUCCUGUGGAGAUG
Merops nubicus (carmine bee-eater) is the source of this 396-nucleotide messenger RNA. It is a transcript of the gene NHEJ1, whose product is annotated as nonhomologous end-joining factor 1. The transcript has 2 exons. The record is from RefSeq and is a predicted model, not a curated record. The annotation marks the transcript as partial. Gene Ontology annotation, molecular function: DNA end binding. Gene Ontology annotation, biological process: double-strand break repair via nonhomologous end joining. Gene Ontology annotation, cellular component: nucleus; DNA ligase IV complex. NCBI's taxonomy places the organism in Eukaryota, Metazoa, Chordata, Aves, Coraciiformes, Meropidae.